AUGUCUUGGCUAGUGUUUGGGCUAAUAGCCUUGGCCAUCACAGGAUCUCACAGCUGCCUAAAGUGCAGCCAGAAUGCCAUGGUAGUGUUGAGGGAAUUCAAAGAUAACUACUUGGAGACGAAACUUCACAGGAACCUUGAACUUAGAACAAAACUGCGGAGUCUGCUGGACGAUGCCAUAGAGAUGCUGUCGCUUCAGCCCAAAGAUCCCAAAAAAUUCAUGGGUGUUAUUGAUGAAAUCACCUUAGAAAAACUCACUGCCUACUUCAAACGCUCUGUGAACCAGAUCAUGGAAAACAACUUUAAAGAUGAACAACUGUAUAAUGAAGUAAUGUGGAACAGCCAGAGCUGGUUGAACAAAUUUGAGGAGAUAAUGCCAAAAUUUACAAAGAUUUAUUGCAGCAAUGAAUGUGGUCGGAUGCUUUAUGUGCUCAUCAACUGCUACUCAUGUGAGACAAAUUAUUACUCAUGCUACAAGGAUAUCCGGUGUGGAGAAAGGAGGAUACGAGUGGAAAUGGAUGAAGAUCUGAUUCUGGAUUGUGCUCUGAGGUGGCACAAGUUAAGCCACGGGGUGAAGAGAUACAACUUCUACCGGAUGGUGAAUGGCAAACCGCAGCUGAUGGCCAACAGUCUGGAUCCCUUUCUGGUAAAGAAGGAGGCCAACGUAAAUGACACGGGCAGAUAUCAGUGUGAAAUGCUGGAUCCGGAGGGCCAUCCUGCCAGCAGGCUCAACUUCCAAGUAGUAGUGCUGCCUUCAGUCAGGAGGACCACCUGGUUCCCCCGGCCACAUGCCACGAUGGAAGGCCCCCUUGUCUUAGGGAUCUCCUCCCGGGCGCCCCCUCCCCAAGAGGACUGGACGGUUUGGAUCGUGAUUGGGAGCACAGGAGCGCUGCUGUUCCUCAUUGUCGUGACGUUCUUAUGUUAUUAUCGUCGUAAGAACGACAAUGAGGAUGAAGAGGAAGAUGACGAUGAGAGUGAGAGUAAGUCGUCAGAACUGGCGGAAAUGUGA
Elgaria multicarinata webbii is the source of this 1008-nucleotide messenger RNA. It is a transcript of the gene IZUMO1, whose product is annotated as izumo sperm-oocyte fusion 1. Gene Ontology annotation, molecular function: signaling receptor binding; protein binding involved in heterotypic cell-cell adhesion. Bases 1 to 1008 code for a protein of 335 amino acids. The record is from RefSeq and is a predicted model, not a curated record. The transcript is spliced from 9 exons. Gene Ontology annotation, cellular component: plasma membrane; acrosomal membrane. Gene Ontology annotation, biological process: fusion of sperm to egg plasma membrane involved in single fertilization; sperm-egg recognition; heterotypic cell-cell adhesion. Lineage: Eukaryota; Metazoa; Chordata; Lepidosauria; Squamata; Anguidae.